AUGGAACCCGAAACCGUACUUAAACAUCACGUCUUGCAAGCAACUAAAAUAGUUGAGGAUCAAUUAGAUGCCGAACUUGAAAAAUUAGAUCGUUUGGACACGGAUGACUUAAGAAAUCUACGAGAAAAACGUUUAAAAGAAUUAAAAAAAGAACAGCAAGACAAACAAGAAUGGCUUGCACAGGGUCACGGUCAAUAUUUACAACUCGAUAACGAAAAAGAAUUUUUUGAAUAUGUCAAAAUGUCGUCAAAUGUCAUUUGUGUUUUUUUUAAAACUUCAUCGCAGGCAUGCGAUAUAUUAGAACAUCACAUGAAAAUUUUAUGUACCCAACAUUUAGAAGCAAGAUUUAUGAAAAUCGAUGUUGAAAAAGCUCCCUUUUUAACCGGUCGACUCGGAAUUAGAGUCAUUCCAACAGUUGCACUUAUCAAAGAUGGAAAAGCUGUCGAUUAUAUUGUCGGUUUUACUCAAUUGGGUAAUUGUUAUGAGUUUUCAACUGAAAUGCUCGAAUGGAAAAUUGCUCAAAGCGGAAUAAUUAAAUAUUCUGGAGAUUUAUCUGUGCCUCCGGAUCAAAAGAAAAUUCAAUUGAAUACAUUAAUGGAACAAAAGAAAACUAUAAGGAGUUCAAAUAAUGCUGGUAACGAUUCAGAUGAUGAAUUUUUAAACAACUAA
This is a messenger RNA of Pediculus humanus corporis (human body louse), 669 nucleotides long. RefSeq names its product thioredoxin domain-containing protein, putative. Gene Ontology annotation, biological process: microtubule cytoskeleton organization. The record is from RefSeq and is a predicted model, not a curated record. Gene Ontology annotation, cellular component: cytoplasm. NCBI's taxonomy places the organism in Eukaryota, Metazoa, Arthropoda, Insecta, Psocodea, Pediculidae. The transcript has 3 exons. Bases 1 to 669 code for a protein of 222 amino acids.